AUGGCGCAAUUACAUGCGACUCAGAGAAGUAGUGUCAGUCAAUAUUCGCAACCUUCGCGAUCAAUAAGCCAUGGGAUUAACGAAGCCUAUGAAUUAACAGACGAGGAGCUUAUACAGCUAGUAAAUGAUAGUAAAUUUCAAGUCAAAGUUCUUUCUAUAGAGAAUGAGAUCCUGGAGAAGGCAAUAUUAAGACUUGAUGCUUCACUGAUGGCGGGUGUUUCACAAGCAAUAGAGUUGGCAGCAAAAUUGCAUAGCAGUACAUCCCUUAACGUAGGAAGUUUCACAAGAUCGCAAAUAUCAAGAUUUGCUCUAGCUGAAUCUGGGACGAGCCCCUCUCGAAUGCUAAUGAGUCCCUCGAAAGGAUCCACGCGAAGGGUCGACUCUUCAGCCAAACUUGGUGGAACUAUUAUAUUUGGAACGGGACCCAGGAUCAACGUUUUAGAGAGAUCUGAAUUAGUUUCAACAGAAAUGGAGAUUGUAGUAAAAAAUUUAGACCGAGCGAGGCGUAAUGCUGCAAAAAAGCAAGCUUUACUCAAAGCCCAAUUAGAAGAAGUGGGUGUGAGAGUGAGUGAUAUAGAAAGAGCUGAAAAGAUGUUUAAAGAAGACGUCAUAGUCCAAGGCUGGGAUAAAAUAGCUCAAAGGAUCCCAGCCGAAAUAUGGAUCAGAUUUAUGACUGAGUGGGUUAAAAUAUGUGAUAGUCAAAUAGGCAAGCUGAGGUUGAGAACCAGUACGUUAAAUACUCAGCACAGCAAAUUAAAAGGUCAGAUAAGAGUAAAAGCAGAGUUGAGCGAGAGUUUACGACCUGUAGAUUUUGAAAAGUUGAAAAUAGAGAAUUCGGAAAGUGAGAAAAUUAUAGAGCAGAAACUUCAACAAUUGGGAGAAUUGAAGAAAAUGACAGGAGAUGCAAACUUGAAUUUAACGAUACAUAAAAAGUCAAUGAUGGCGCAGAAUGCUUACUUAACCAGCAUCUUGAAAUCAAUAAAACAAAAGGAGCUGCAGACAAUACAGUUAGACAAAGAAAGGGACAUAAUAGCAGUUCAAGCCGAUAGUUUGGCUGUAAAACUAGAUGAAGUGAGAAAAGUGCGAGGAACUUAUGAGGUACCAGAUGUAAUGGACUACGUUUUGGUCAAAGCUGAAGUCACAGACUUGAAGAAUGGGAUCAAAAUGCUGGAGAACAGGUUGCGUAUACAACAGAUAGCUCUCGCGUCGAUUCACAGGAAGAUUCAAAAGCAGACAAUGUUAAUUAAUGAGCCAGAGAAAAAGUGA
This is a messenger RNA of Arctia plantaginis, 1266 nucleotides long. The record is from the annotation of a GenBank genome assembly. NCBI's taxonomy places the organism in Eukaryota, Metazoa, Arthropoda, Insecta, Lepidoptera, Erebidae.